GCCGUUUUCCACAGGGAGCGCCGGGGCGUGCUUGCUUCUUUUUCGCGCGUCUGUGUACCGUGACAAUGUCGUGGAAAGUCGGGCUUCAAGACACCGAUUUUGACCCCGAAAUCCACGGCGAUGUCGACUUUUCGUUCUUCUCGGAAGACGGAAGCAGCGGAGCAUCGUCUGUCGCUGUCAAAGUCACCACGGACAAGAAGCCGCCUGAACCCAUCAAACUCACGCCCCCGGACAUCACAAUUUCUUCUUCUUCCGACACCAAAAAAAUCACCAUACCCGCCGUGAAUGGAGCAUCUGCUCUUGACGUGAGCUACAGUGACGAAGAAUUCGAAUCCAGUUCCGGCGACUGCGCGACGGAAUCAGACUCCGAGGGCGGUGAUAUCACGGAAGUCUCCCCGCUUUCGUCGCCCAAUCUGAGCCCGUUUUUGCCUCGAAGGAAGAAAAUCGGAGCCAUUCACCGAAAGCUGCGACUGGAGAGUGAAUCUGAAGAGGAUUCGGAUGCCAAUCGUGUUUCUCGUGAUCCCUUGAGUAACAUGAAGUCUCUGACGGAUACCCUGAAUCAAAUAGAAACCAAGCGCCAUCAUCGUCAUCUCACGCCGACACCGAAACGUACUCGGAGGUUCAACAUGUCCUUUUCGAACGACGAAGUUGUGCGGAUAGACAGGGACAACCAGAUAUUGUUGCGUAAAAUUUUGCAGUGUCAUAAUCGACCCGCGAGUUUACCAGUGAGGGCUGCGACCCGCGCCUUGACUAGGUCAGCAAAUUCCCUGUCCACUUCGAAGGCUGUUACGAAGGCCAAGGAGCAGCGCCGCAUUGACUACGAAAAUUUUAUACUGCUCAAGAAGAUUCAGUCUGCGAGGCCGUCAUCGGAGAUCGAGGAGAGUUUGCGACGUGGCGCAUCGUCGCGGAGUAAUGGAAUCCGCAGCGGUUCGUCUCAUUCGAAAGAGCGCCAUCAUUCGGUGUCAUCUGCCUCUGCCAUGUCGAAACCUGGUCACGACUCUAGCACAGACAUUGGAUGGAUCUCGUGGUGAUGUGGUGUUGUGUGCUGUUUUUUUCUUUUGUGGCAUUUUCCGUUGAGCAAGGAUCUCCCGAAGGACGUGACGUUCAAGGGGCAGCGUGGGAAUUUGGAUCAUUGUCGGUAAUUAUUUCAAUUGCCCUCUUUCUCGGGGACUUUCUGGCCUUUUCUCUCUCCCAUUUACUCUCGCAAAUUGAUUGGGAUUGUCGUCUUGACGUUUUAAUGAUCGCCUCUUUUUUUUUUCUUGACGACUUCUGAUGCAUUUCUGAACUGUUGUCUCAAAUUGUGCUUUGUACAAUUCGUACCGUAGAAAGCAUUUGUCCAAGAAUUCCAGCUUUUCCCACUUGAACACUUCCAACUAAAUUUAUUUGUUCUGGCAGUAAGUACCGUAUUCACUCAAGUACCAUGUGCACGUGCGUGGGAUGCGCCGUUAGAUUAUUCAGUCGAAUUUUUGGCAAAGGAGUUUUUGAAUGAAGCCUCUACCAAGUAAUCAUGAUUAUUUUUAUGUCUGGAAUAUUGAGUGUUUAAGUUUUCAUUUAAUGGUACUUUCAGCUCAAUCUGUUCCUUCUAUCUUUUGUUUCAUAUCUUGUUCGAAAAUAUUCCUGAAUUUCCACGGUAGAAUCUCGCUACAACGAAAUAAUGCUCACAACGAUUUUUGUUCGGUCCCUGUCCAAUAGCCACAAUGGUAUUUGUAUUUCGUUUAAUUUUUUGACGACGAAGCAUUUUUAAGGUUCCAAAUGAUACCUUGUCACGAGAUUCUACUGGAUCUUCUUGAAAAUUUUAUUUAAUCCAAUCUAAUUCAAGUUUUAUUUGAGCUUUGCAAAAUUCAGUUUGUAAUUUUUACGAAUUUCAUUAUUGUGAUUUGAACAUGGCAUGCACUAAAUUUUGAAAACUUAUUGGAAAAAUUCGCUACCGAGGAUGAGGCAGCCCUUAUUUAUAAUCUGGAUUUCUGAGGGAAAACGUACAUGUGGUAUUUGAUCAAAUAACAGCUGUAUUAAAUCCUGCUGUGUUCAUCGACAGUGAAUCAAAAGCCAUUAACUUUUGCACAACUUUUACUAGUUGAAGCCUAAAUUUUUUGUGUUCCUAAUUUAACUUCAUCUCCAUUCUCCUGACUAUUUAAAAAUUAACUUCUGUGAAUGAGAAAGAAAUUGAGAAAUUCGUGCUAUAUGGAUAGAAUAAGGAAAAUCUGCUCGCCAAUGAUCAGGCUUUGCAAACGCUGGUUCUCGCGGGGGAAACAAAGAAAAAUAUUGUGCUGAGAUUGGAUUUUAAAAUUGCCAGCAUGAUUCUUGAAGUGAAUUGUUUUACGGUUCAAGUGGAAAAACCCCGAUUUCUUGGAGGAAACGUUCUCCUUCGACGCUUUCGAAUGCCAAAAAAAAUAUAUUGGAGUUUUCCAAUGAACAAAAAGAAAGCGGAAGCUUGAUGAAACGCAUCGCCUGAAGUGCACCUGUUGAGUGCUUGUGAUAGCCUUUUUGCGGGAUGCAUAAGUUACUGGGUGUCUUUGUGUAUGGAUCCUCGGUGUUGAGUGUUCAGUGAACCAUUUUCAUGUGUCGCCAAAAAGAAAGAAAAAAAGACGUUGAACUCUCGGCAGUGGCGCAUUUAUCCAAACUAUGCCAAGAUCUCGUUUAGCCACUUGCUUCUUAGCUACUGUUGAUCCUCGCGCUGCUGCCGUCUGUUCCUUCGAAGUCUCUCCUCGUACCUCUUGUAAGUGGCGAUGUGUGUGUUGCAUAUUUCGCGGUUGUCUGACGUGAAGGGAUGGGCCAUGGAAAGUCGACCUUUUUUGUGACAAAGAUGAACAAGCGAGGAGAUUGUUGAGCAAUUUUAUCGCGAAACCUUGUCAUUCCUAAAAGUAAGGUACAGUAUAUGCUAGGCCCCCAUGCAUUAAAAAUCUGGUUACAUGGGUGUGGAUAGUGAAUGGCGCUUCGUUUCUGGACUUCUCAGGUUUUCCUUCCAUGUCUUCAAAUUUCUUCAUUGAUGGUUUUUUGGCUAACUAAAAAAAUGAUGUAACAUUUCCCAGUGAAUUUGUGAUCAUCUCUUCGCAGUAGAUUUACAGGUGAACCUCAAUGAGGGGAACCUCCCUAAGUUGAAUUUUUUUUCCAGUCCCUGUCUGAAUUCCCUUAGUAUCAAUACAUUGAAAACCUUCCAAAUUUUUUAUAAAACAUUUGUAAGUCGAAUUUUCUAAGGCCUUCUGGUCAUUAUUUUAUUGAAAUAUGGAAGAUAAAAUGAUUAAAGCAUGAUUUAGAAUUUGAUGCAUAUUGAAAGGAAUUGAAAGACAAAUACCGUAUAGCAAAUGAACCCCUGCCUCCAAGUUCAGCAAGGUGUACCCCAGAAUAUCCUCAUUUAUGAUUUCCCAAAUUUGUUUCAAUUCUAACAACAAAAGUGUUUGUUUCCUCAACUAGAAACCUAAAAAAAUGCAAACCUCCCUACAUCAAUUUUUUUCCCUGGUCCCUAGAAAUUCGACUUAGAGAGGUUGAACUGUAAUAGAUUGAACGUGAUGUCUAAUAGGUUUUUUUUUUGCCCAACAAUAAAUGAAUGGUACACAAAAUUUUCCUUUGAAUCGAUUUCCUUUUCAAGCAUUGUGUCGCAAAAUGAUGGACGUUUUUGAAUUUUAAGUACGGUAGAAGGAAUUCCAAUUCACAUUCUCGAAGAAUUGCCGCAUUUACUAGACUAAGUACAGAUUGUUACUAUGAAGAAAGGGAACUUCACUUGUGCGUGCCAGUUGCUAAAAUUUGCUUCCUUGUAAUUUUGAAAAUGCCCGUGGGGUGAGUGAAACGGAACAAUCCACUGGCUUGUCCACCUGGUUACAUAGUAUCGAAAGGGGUCAACAUUCUUGUGGCCCAGCCUGCUUAAACCGCUGGCUGGCUUUUUCGGUGUGUGCGGUUCAGAAUUACGCGCUGCGUGGGCAUAAGAUGACAGACAACAAGGUGCACGGGUGAGCAGAUCAAUUUAUUUUCUGUUUUAUCACCGUGCUAUCCUGUGCAUGCUCUCGAGUUGUGCUUUGAGAAAAAUGUCGACUUCCCUGAUGUUUACGAAAAGAUUGGCCUGCGUGUGCAAACGUUCAAGUCGAAAGAUUCUGGAUGCCGUGAAGAAAGAGAUAAGUGUCACAGAAAGACGGUCUUGUGCUACCUGAGCGUGCGAUCUCGUGAAAGCGGUUUAAUUGUGCUAGUAACGAAAAAGAACAGUAGAUGACGUUGUUAUUCAAAAUGCACCUGCUGACGGGUGUCAAGUGUGAAUCCAUUAGUACUGAAGUGGAAAAAUUAAUUCAGCGACAAACUGCACAAAUGAAUCUAGUCAAAAUGACCGAUACACAAAUUCUUGAGUGACGGUGUCUCGACUUUGGAUCCACAAGCAAAAAUCAAACUUUUUCGAGACAAGCCAUUACUGUGUUUCCCAUGCGAUGCUUUGCGAUUAUAGUGUCAAAUUGAAAGCAUUUGCACAUGGAGUUCGCGUUGAUGUACUCGAGAAUGAAAAUAGAUAAUUGCGGUUUCCUAGCAUGUUCGCGAAUUAUUUCACCGCUUGAAAGAGCAACAGGGUCAAUUCAAAGUGGAAGUUGCAAAAUUAUUGUGUUUGACUGACUGACA
Notodromas monacha is the source of this 4593-nucleotide messenger RNA. The record is from the annotation of a GenBank genome assembly. NCBI's taxonomy places the organism in Eukaryota, Metazoa, Arthropoda, Ostracoda, Podocopida, Cyprididae.